AAUUUAAGCAGUUAUUGUUUGCCACUUAGCAAGAGGACACAACACAAAUUAGCUAGGCUACUUCCCGUGUUAGCUUAGCUAGCUACCCCUCUCUGCUAUCCAGAGGUAUGGAAUCACAUUUUAAAUGUACUUGAACUUUUGAAAUUCAAACACCUUCUCUUCACAAAAACUGUUCUUGAAACAAGAUGGCAUCUAUAACGCCGGGUGAGUCUCUCCUGAAAUAUGGCACGGCCAUGUUGGUCACCAAGACCACAGAUUUGAAGAGCCCAAAGGACUCUCGACGUCCUUCGAAAAUGAAGCCCGACCCACCUUCUUCCACCCUCUCUCCCGUACCUCCGCCACCCAAACCCAAAACUGCCUCUGAAGGAGCCUUCAAGGAGAACGAGGAGAUUCUCAAUUACAUCUUCCCGCCCAAGGAAUGGAAGGAAGGGAAUCAGCUGUGGCUGCUCAAGGUUUCCACCACACCCUGCACCAGGCCAGACGUCAUGAGUCUGGAGGAGCAGCUGAACGCUAAGCUGCAGCUGAGACAGGCGAAAGAGACGGGCUUGUGUCCGGCACGGAGGGAUCUCUACACGCAGUGUUUUGAUGAGCUGAUCAGGCAGGUGACCAUCAACUGUGCUGAGAGAGGGCUGCUCCUGUUGAGGGUCAGGAAUGAGAUCCAACUCACCAUGGCUGCCUAUCACACUCUCUACGAGAGCAGUGUUGCUUUUGCCGUCCGGAAAGCGCUGAAGGCCAAGAGGGACAAGACGGACGUCGAGCAAAGAAUCCUGGACUUGGAGAACGAGGUGAAGGAGCUGAAACAGAAGGUGAAGGAGCAAAAAUUCAAAUGUGAGGAAACGGAGAGGAAAGGGAAAGAGAGACGAUACUUGAGGGAAAAUAACCACAGAGAUGAGAUCCAGUUCUUGAAAACGGCCAAGGACGAUCUCACGACUCAGCUGGAAAUGAUCGUCACACCAAAGACCUAAUGGAAACACGGUUGCAUUCUUUCUUGAGCAUCAUCACUGUGACGCUGUAAUAUUUUAUUUCUCUUAAUGGCCAGACAAAUCCUCUCUUGAACAUCAAGAGUCCAGAUGAAUGAAUGCAAGCAGUUGGAGGUGGAGGCAGAUAUGGAUGUGAUUUCAUUGCAACAACCUCCCGCUCUCCUGUGCUGUACUUUGAGUGUUAUAUUAAACAGUUUAGCCAUGAUGCUUGUCAGUGCUUC
Synchiropus splendidus (mandarinfish) is the source of this 1201-nucleotide messenger RNA. Its product is annotated as axonemal dynein light intermediate polypeptide 1-like. NCBI's taxonomy places the organism in Eukaryota, Metazoa, Chordata, Actinopteri, Syngnathiformes, Callionymidae. The transcript has 7 exons. The record is from RefSeq and is a predicted model, not a curated record. Gene Ontology annotation, molecular function: dynein heavy chain binding. Bases 186 to 965 code for a protein of 259 amino acids. Gene Ontology annotation, cellular component: filopodium; axoneme.